AGAUUUCAUGCACGGGGCAAUUGAAAACAUAGCCGUAUACUUUUGGAUGCCCGCCCCUGUGAAGAUGACCAUCACCCACCUACGCCUUUGUUUUCCUUCCGAGGAUGGCGAUCGAUAAAACAUGCCCAGCGCCGCGGCGUCCGCUUGCACGCCAGUGUACACGUGAUCGCGACGCCGUCCGGAUGCCGCCCCCAUGCACCGCCAUGGCCGCCCGUCUCCACGAUGAUUCCGCCUACCGAGGCGACCAGAGUCGCCCUUGAGCCGCCCGUUGGCGGCCGGCUGCGCAGGUCUGGGUCUGUGAGGCUGCGCAGACAGCACGGUCUUCAGCCUCCAUUACAUCCACUCCAGUUGUGUGGCUGGCUCACACUUUGCGCAUUGGCUGGCGGUGCAUUGUUCUAUCUCGUUCCAGCACUACCGAAUUACGCUCAGCCCGCCGCUGCCGCCACAGUUUCCGUCCUUUUAUUAAUACAUCUUGCGAGUCACUUGGCAGCCGCUCUAAUAGAUCCGGCCGAGGAAGCUCUUCGGCAAAGGGCUUUAUUGCCAGUUCCCCAGUUGGACAGGGUCAAGCACGCUCACGUAAUCGAGGACGGGUUUUGCCAUCUUUGCAAUAUCAAAGUUGCCAGUUCCAGAACUAAACAUUGCAGCGCUUGCAACAAGUGCGUGGCAAACUUCGAUCACCAUUGCAAGUGGCUAAACAACUGUGUGGGAAGUCGAAAUUACGCCGCAUUUUUGAUGUGCGUCUUCAGUGCAGUUUUGGCUGCCGCCCUUGUGGCCGCCCUUGCAAUAGCCAGCUUGAUUUACCACUGCUUGGGGCGCGUCGACUCACCCCAAGACCAUACCAAGGGAGAAGUUGGAACAAAGCUGAACUCUUCAUCUCCUACUCAAUCGCACCCUUCUUCUCUACCUUCACCUGACGCCACAUUUCUCGCCAUCUUAGUAGCUCUGGGUGCUUUGGCCGCCAUAACUGCUGGCCUUCUAUUGCAUUUGUGUUUCUUCCACAUUUACAUAUCAUAUCUGGGACUGACCACUUAUGAGUAUAUCAAACAUCAGCGGCAGACCAGCGAUCAGCCUCCUACCUCUACCAACCGAGAAAAUGAGUCGUCUGAACAACAGCUCGAAAAUGAGAGCAACAAUUCCACCUUAAGACAUCGGCCAUCGAAUCUGGAAUGUGAAAGCAGGACCAGAACCACAUUUUUCAGCUGUACAGUGUUGGAAGAAACCUUUUCUGGCUGCAAUCCUGAACCUACCCCAACUCCCCCGACAACUCCACAGGAUUGUCAAAUGUGCGUGAUGACUAACAACUCUGUGUCCCCCGAGGUUAAAGUUCCAGCGAAAAAAAAGGUGCGCCGGAAAUGGAACUGUUGCGUUUCCGUUCCAGACAGUCCCGAUGAUCCCCACAGCCCUCCAGAGCCCCGAUGCUUAAUGUCCCUUUGCAAGCACAAAGCAAAAAGUAAAAAACUUCCACCGGCAUUGGAAGGCAGACCUCAUCGAACACAUGGAUACUGGUCGAGUGCCAAGCUGCGGUUAUUAUUUAGAGUUUUAGGUAAUUUAGGCCAACAGAAGAGACGGAACCAGUCCCAAUCCCAGACCAACUCCGGACAACUUCCGAAGGCUAAUCAAGUGGUACCGCGAAGCGACGGUACCCACAACCCUCCCGUCCCUAUUCAGACUGUGAGCAACCUGGUUCCGGUACCAUGUUAUCCGGAAGUAUCGCGCAGAGCCAACACUUUGCCGUCUUUGGCUGCUCCCCCUAGAAGAAGGUUGUUGAGUGAAAUGGAGCUAGCCAAUGCCUUAACACUGUUGCAACAGCAACAGCAGAGAUGCGGACGACGUCCAUCUACCCGACGGAGACGGCGCAGUGUGGUGCAUCGCCCCAAAACUCCGGCACUGUCGCCAAUUAGAGAGAGUGGACUCAGCAAUCCGGCAUCACCGUCUCGGCAGACAUGCGCAAUCACUGGGACCUGUACCAGAUCCACUUCUUAGUAGACUUUUUCAAUGUGGAUCAAGUGUGGGCGUUGGACAGGAAUUAUUUCAGAAAAAAACUUGGACAAUGAGUGUCUGUCUUAAAAUAAUCAAAAGUUCUGUCAUUUUUCUCCAUCCGAAUUUAUUAUAUUGCGUAGUAGUUGGAAAAGGUAUAAAAAGAAGUUAAAAAAUAAAAGGAAAGUGGAAGUUAUUCGAUGAAUAUCUUUAAUAGACAGGGGUUUUACUGCAUGCAAUUUCCGCUGCAUAUUUUAACAUGCCAUCUAAAAGCGCAUCUACAAGGCGUUCAAUUUUUAAACUGAUUGUCCUGCGUUAAUUUGUUGUUUUGUAGUUAUUUCUAACACAGUGACACUUACAAAAAAAUUCAAGAUACAAAAAAGCUUGAAAAUUAAACCAGGAGUGUAAAGAAAAAUUAUGUACAUAAGAAGGCUUAGUGAAUAUAUACGUUCAAAUGACAAAAUAUGCUUUAACACUGGUGCUCUUUAACGCAAAUUUAAUAUAAACCAUGUUGUCGCUACAGCGUUGGUCUGAAUGAGCCAUUAGGUCACUGUUACCUCUUAACAGGUGAUUUUAUGUCUUUAAACUGCUCGCUAAAUUUCUGGCCAAAACUGUACUGAUUUUUUUAUUAUACGUGAAAUCGUUGGUAAUAUAUUUUUACGGAAUAUAAAAAAGUUUUAUAUAUGUAUGUAAAUACAAGCCAUUAGUUAAAGUUGAAAUAAUUUUAAAAAAGGAAGGUUUGUUGCGCACAAAAAUAUUCAAAUUAUCAACCGAAUUUAAAAAAACUGAAGGUUGAUUCAAAUAAAUGCAGAUGCUGCGAAUGCUUCAGAAAGUUUGACAGUGAGAGACAAAGAAAGGUUUUCGUACUUAUAUUGUUAAACUAUCGCUCAAAUGUCGAUCUGUCGACUUUGCAAGUAUUUGCAGAAAAAUACUUUGAAAUGUUAAAUCAUCCAUAGUCAUCAUCCAAUGGAGAUUUUCCCGCACAUUUAACACUUAUGCACAAACCCAUAAAACUAACACUGUAUAAAGGCGAAAGGCAACUGUGGAAAAUAAUCCUGUGUGCAGAAUAUUGUUGAUAAAUAAAACGUUAUAUUUACA
Dendroctonus ponderosae (mountain pine beetle) is the source of this 3075-nucleotide messenger RNA. RefSeq names its product palmitoyltransferase ZDHHC1. Gene Ontology annotation, cellular component: endoplasmic reticulum; Golgi apparatus. The transcript is spliced from 9 exons. Gene Ontology annotation, biological process: protein targeting to membrane; peptidyl-L-cysteine S-palmitoylation. Lineage: Eukaryota; Metazoa; Arthropoda; Insecta; Coleoptera; Curculionidae. Gene Ontology annotation, molecular function: protein-cysteine S-palmitoyltransferase activity. The record is from RefSeq and is a predicted model, not a curated record. The coding region runs from base 223 to 1983 and encodes 586 amino acids.